CGCAUCGUGCCCUCCCUCCCCUCCCUCCCCGCGACGCCUCCCUCCUCCGUCCUCUUCUGCUUCCCCGCUUCCACCUCCUUUCAAACCCUAGAACCCAAUUCCCCACCCAAAACCCCAACCCUAGCUCCCCUGCCUCCUCCCUCCUCCGUUCCCUGCGCCCCUCGCGGCUCCCGCGGCCGCGCUCAGUCCCGCCGCUCGGCCCUCGCGGACCUAGGGUUUGCCCGUGUGGUCGUGUCCCGAGCUGUUUUGGCUGGGUGGGCGGGCGGGCAGGUGUGGGUGGGUUCGGGUUUGCGAGGAGGUGCGGGGUGGAGAUGAGAUGAGGCAGCAGCGGUGCGGGUGGUGGCCAUGAGUAGGCCCUCGUUCAGGCCGCGGCCGCUCGACAUCCACAAGAAGCUCCCCAUCCUCAAGUCCGUGCGGGAGUUCGAGGACGAUGAGCAAGGGUUCGCGCUGGCCACCGCGGCGAGGGCUGGGGUGCUACUGCGGCACUCCGGCGUGGAGCUCACCGCGUCUGCUGCUAACAGCGCCGCUGAAGGCGAGGGAAAUCAAGCACCCAGUAAGAAAAAUAUUCAAGAAAUACCAACACCGCAGUUCGAUAUUGUAGGCACCUAUGAAAGGGACUAUACUCGUACCUUUGCACAACCAACAUGUUACAUACGUGGAAGAGGAGCUAGAGCUGAUAUUGGUGAAUUUGUUGAGUAUGACCUGGACAACGAAGAUGAAGACUGGCUUGACGACUUCAACAACGAGAGGAAGAAUCUAAACCCUGAAAAGUUGGAGGUCCUCCUGUUCAAGUUCGAAAUUUUGGAUCACAAAGCUCGUGAAAGGGCGGGAGCCAUAACACCAACUUUCAUAGGGCCAGUACCAGUCCUCUUGCAGCUUGAUGCUGCUAUGGAGGCUUUGCAGUACUUAUCUGUUCGGUAUGCCAUUUUCCAAGCUGUAUAUAACUAUUGGAAAGAAAAGAGGGAACGGUGGCAAAAGCCUAUUCUACGGCGUUUGCAGCCUCCUCCACCAGUGAAUGAUACAAACCCAUACAAUGUAUUCAGACCAAGAGAAAAGGCUCAUCGUCUUCAUACAAGAAGGAUGCAAAGACGGGAAAACAAUAUACAAUCAUUUGAAAAACUCCGCCUGGUGCGGCGCAACUUGGAUCAAGCAAAAGCACUAAUGGAUGCUUUGAUUAAGAGGGAGGAAACAAAGCGGGAGGCCAUGGAAUGCCAGGUCAACCUUCAGCGCAUUCAGAUGAAAUAUAAGCAUGAGGCUCAGCUUGUUGAGGAUGGGAUUACCUUGUCUGGCUUCCAGCAAGCAUCAAGCAGAUAUGGAUCAAGUGAUGAUGAUUAUGCAGAUUCUGAUGACACCACAACUGAACAGCCAUAUAUACGGCCUGCUGUUUUCCAUCCUCGGUUCCGUGAUAACAAGCUAUCUGUGAUCCCUCCGCUUCGUAUAAAGCGUGAACAACGGGAACUGAAAAGGAGACCUCAGCAGAAUGGUUGGGUAUUUAAAAGGGAUCCCGAGGAGCCAGAAUUCUUAUUCACAAGACCACUUGAUCCAGAGAAGUUGGUCGCAGCUGGUAUCAAGCCGCCACCGGCUCCACCCAUUGAGAAUGGUGCCACCAUGCCACCGUUUCAGUGUCGAGGUAGGAUUGGACGAGGUGGUCGCAUCAUAUUUGAUCGAUUGAACCCUCUUCUGCGAACACCAAUCGGCCAGGAAACCUCCUAUUAUGUGCCAUACGGUCACAGGCCCCCCUCACCAGAAGCUUGAAGCCUUCUGCAUUUAGUGCUUAUGACACUGACACAGCUACCGAACUGUGAAGCCUCCGAGCAAUUGUUUUCCCGUAGGCGCCAAAUUGGCCCUUGGACUACACACUAUUUGCGACUUCCUGAGUUGUGAGCUCAGUGGACCUGAUGGAAAGGCAAAAAGCUCCUGGAUAAGCAGCAGCCUCAAUGGAAGCUGGGAACGUUUGGGCUAUCGUGGGGCUAGCAGUUCUUAUCGGAUGUGGCUUGGUCAUCUUUUCACAGCUGUUGUAAAAUUAUUGCAGUGUAGGUGAAAGAGUAGAGCAUUUUUGUCUAAUCUUGGCUUGUAGGGUCAGUAUCUAAUACCAUGCUCUCUCAUUGGUUAUUCAUUUGGAGGAGAGGAAAUCCUUCUCAUUGCUAAGCCAAGCUUUUUGUAUAAUGUUUCGACACGUUUGCAUGUAUUCAACUAAUGUGCACGUGUGUAUAUAUUCAACUAAUCUGCAUUUAGUGCAUGAGCAUGUCAUGGCAAAUGUCAGUAGUCAGUAGGUUAGGCAGAAAAUGGAAAUGGAAGGGGCGCAACAAUGCUACAUAAUCUGUUGUUCACUUGUUCAAAUGCUGGUACUCAAUUUA
This is a messenger RNA of Phragmites australis (common reed), 2357 nucleotides long. RefSeq lists its product as uncharacterized. Lineage: Eukaryota; Viridiplantae; Streptophyta; Magnoliopsida; Poales; Poaceae. Gene Ontology annotation, biological process: regulation of transcription by RNA polymerase II. The record is from RefSeq and is a predicted model, not a curated record. The transcript is spliced from 12 exons. Gene Ontology annotation, cellular component: piccolo histone acetyltransferase complex. Bases 346 to 1755 code for a protein of 469 amino acids.